AGGCUGAGCGGCGACAGCCGAACCGGAAACGGAGGACCUUUGCUUGGAGAUUCUGUGUUAGAUACAACGUUUCACGGUGUUUCUCGGUUCGCUGGAGCUGGGCCCGAAGGGCGGGGCGUGUCGUGAUGCCGGAACUGGCGGUGCAGAAGGUGGUGGUCCACCCCCUGGUUCUGCUCAGUGUGGUCGAUCAUUUCAACCGAAUCGGCAAGGUUGGAAACCAGAAGCGCGUUGUCGGUGUGCUUUUAGGGUCAUGGCAAAAGAAAGUACUUGAUGUAUCCAACAGUUUUGCAGUCCCUUUUGAUGAAGAUGACAAAGAUGACUCUGUCUGGUUUUUAGACCAUGAUUAUUUGGAAAACAUGUAUGGAAUGUUUAAGAAAGUCAACGCCAGAGAAAGAAUAGUAGGGUGGUACCACACAGGCCCUAAACUGCAUAAGAAUGACAUCGCCAUCAAUGAACUGAUGAAGAGAUACUGCCCUAACUCAGUGUUGGUCAUCAUUGACGUGAAGCCAAAGGACCUGGGGCUGCCCACAGAAGCGUACAUUUCCGUGGAGGAAGUUCACGAUGAUGGGACGCCAACCUCGAAAACAUUUGAACACGUGACCAGUGAGAUUGGAGCAGAGGAGGCUGAGGAAGUGGGAGUGGAGCACUUGUUACGGGACAUCAAAGACACCACCGUGGGCACCCUCUCCCAGCGGAUCACUAACCAGGUCCAUGGUUUGAAGGGACUGAACUCCAAGCUGCUGGAUAUCCGGAGCUACCUGGAAAAAGUAGCCACAGGCAAGCUGCCUAUCAACCACCAGAUCAUCUACCAGCUGCAGGACGUCUUCAACCUGCUGCCCGACGUCAGCCUGCAGGAGUUCGUCAAGGCCUUUUACCUGAAGACCAACGACCAGAUGGUGGUGGUGUACCUGGCCUCUCUCAUCCGCUCCGUGGUCGCCCUGCACAACCUCAUCAACAACAAGAUCGCCAACCGGGACGCAGAGAAGAAGGAAGGACAGGAAAAAGAAGAGAGCAAAAAGGAUAGGAAAGAUGACAAAGAGAAGGAGAAAGAUAAGGAAAAGAGUGAUGUAAAGAAAGAAGAGAAAAAGGAGAAAAAGUAA
Messenger RNA from Fukomys damarensis (Damara mole-rat), 1100 nucleotides. It is a transcript of the gene Psmd7, whose product is annotated as proteasome 26S subunit, non-ATPase 7. Gene Ontology annotation, cellular component: proteasome complex; proteasome regulatory particle. The coding region runs from base 126 to 1100 and encodes 324 amino acids. The transcript is spliced from 7 exons. NCBI's taxonomy places the organism in Eukaryota, Metazoa, Chordata, Mammalia, Rodentia, Bathyergidae. Gene Ontology annotation, molecular function: protein binding; metallopeptidase activity. Gene Ontology annotation, biological process: proteasome-mediated ubiquitin-dependent protein catabolic process. The record is from RefSeq and is a predicted model, not a curated record.